Wasmannia auropunctata (little fire ant) is the source of this 693-nucleotide messenger RNA. RefSeq lists its product as uncharacterized. Lineage: Eukaryota; Metazoa; Arthropoda; Insecta; Hymenoptera; Formicidae. Bases 1 to 693 code for a protein of 230 amino acids. The transcript has 2 exons. The record is from RefSeq and is a predicted model, not a curated record.
AUGAUGAAGAGAGCGGUCAUGAACGUGCAAUCUACAGACAAUGCGUGUUUCGCGUUGUCGGUGGUGGACGCUCAAUAUCCAGCUAAAAGUCACGUGGAACGGGAAUCGUCGUAUCCGCAUUAUAUAUCUGUGUUAAAUCUCAAAGACAUUGAAUUUCCAAUGACGUUAAAUCAAAUAAAAAAGUUUGAGAAUCUCAACGCAAUCUCCAUCAACGUAUAUAUCAUCGAGAACAAGGAACAAGUAUCGAUCCUACCGAUUCGCCUUGCUGACACGAAGAAGGAGAAGCAUGUCAAUCUACUGUACGUGGAGAAAGAUGGUGUGGGACAUUUCACAGGAAUCAAGAAUUUGUCCCGCCUCGUUAGCUCGCAACUGAGCAAAAAGAAGAAUAAGAAAUACAUUUGCGAUAGGUAUAUUUUUUUCAAAUGUCUGCACUAUUUUAGUUUGAGCGAAAAAUUGAAGGUCCACACUAUAGACUGCGGAGAGAUGAAUGAUUGCGCGAUAAAGUUACCGAGCGAAGACGACAAGUGGCUGAGUUAUAACAACUACAGCAGAAAGGAACGUGUCCCGUUUGUCGUGUACGCCGACCUGGAAUGUAUCCUGGAAAAAAUGCAGAGAGAUCCGGAAACGCCGAGCUACAAAUAUCAGCAUCAUCGAGUAUUUAGCAUAGGUUAUUACGUUACACUGCUCGUAUAA